Molecule: messenger RNA, 2377 nt
Organism: Acanthopagrus latus (yellowfin seabream)
Lineage: Eukaryota; Metazoa; Chordata; Actinopteri; Spariformes; Sparidae
Product: cAMP-dependent protein kinase type II-beta regulatory subunit
Exons: 11
Coding region: 135-1571 (478 amino acids)
Biological process (GO): regulation of protein phosphorylation
Cellular component (GO): cAMP-dependent protein kinase complex
Molecular function (GO): cAMP-dependent protein kinase regulator activity
Source: RefSeq, a predicted model, not a curated record
UCGAUCCUCGCUCAUCUAUCAGAGGGCUUCUCUCUCUCAUAAUUAGUAUUUCGAGACUGACUGCAGUUUCUGCGCCGCUGCUGCUGCUCAUACGCAAUCCCUGGAUAGGUGGUUGCCAUGGAUUCCUGGGUCACAUGCGUGGGUUUCCUGUAGCCAGAAGCAGCAGAAGAUGCUUGGACCAAAAAUCCAGAGCCAUUUUCAUUCAAGAAAAAGAGAGGAUCCGCUGUGGACGGCUCGCCGACCGGACUACACCCGUCUCCCGCUGUAACUUCCUCCACCUCAGCUGUAUGCUUUUGAUCGUCUCGGAUUCGCAGCAAACCGGUUUUGUCCACAUCCAUAGACUGAUAACAGGAAUGAGUAUAGAAAUUCCUGAAGGACUGACGGAGCUGUUACAGAGCUUUACCGUGGAAGUGUUGAGGAACCAGCCCAGGGACCUGCUCGAGUUCGCGUUACAGUACUUCACCCAGCUGAAGGAGAAAGAGACCAAAGAGGCCUCGUUUGGCAAUGACCAAAAUUCGGCCCCGCGACCUGGAAAAGCGGUCAAUUUCAUUGACGAAGCGAUGCAGAUCGAUUCGGAAAACGGAGAGGAGGAGGACGACGACGAUGACGAGGAAUUCAUAGCACCAGUGAUAAACAGAUUCAUCAGAAGAGCAUCAGUGUGUGCUGAGGCUUUCAACCCUGAUGAAGAUGAAGAGGAUAAAGAGCCAUUGGUCACCCAUCCAAAAACCGAUGAGCAGAGACAGAGACUACAGGAAGCAUGUAGGGACAUUCUUCUGUUCAAGAAUUUGGAUCCGGAGGAGAUGUCUCAGGUGCUUGAUGCCAUGUUUGAGAAGUUCUGCACCGAAGGCGAGCACAUCAUUGAUCAAGAUGAUGACGGGGACAACUUCUAUGUCAUUGAAAGUGGGACAUUUAACAUUUUCGUGAAGGCUGAUGGCGCGGACAAGCUGGUAGGCUGCUAUGACAACCGAGGCAGCUUCGGAGAACUAGCGCUGAUGUACAACACCCCCAGGGCAGCCACAAUAAUCGCCACCUCGCCUGGAGCCCUUUGGUGCCUAGAUCGUCUGACAUUCAGGAGGAUCAUAGUGAAGAACAAUGCCAAGAAGAGGAGGCUGUACGAGGCAUUCAUCGAAACGCUGCCACUGCUUACGUCAUUAGAGCUCUCAGAGAGAAUGAAAGUAGUCGAUGUCAUAUCCUCAAAGGCGUUCAGUGAUUCACAGCAGAUUAUUGCUCAGGGUGAUUUAGCAGAUUGUUUCUACAUCGUUGAGUCUGGCCAAGUUAGAAUCACCAUGAAAAGAAGCAGGACGAAAAAAGACCAGGAGGAAGAGGAGGUGGAUAUCGCGACAUGCUCGAGGGGCCAGUACUUUGGGGAGCUGGCACUUGUCACAAACAAACCAAGAGCUGCAUCAGCCUAUGCUGUGGGGAGCGUCAAAUGCUUGGUCAUGGACGUUAAAGCCUUUGAGAGGUUGCUGGGCCCGUGCAUGGACAUCAUGAAGAGAAACAUUGCUAACUAUGAGGAGCAGCUUGUGACCCUGUUUGGCAGUAGCACUGAGAUUGAGCAACAAAGUGCGUGAGAUGGCUUCAAUUGACUGUGAAUCAGUGGAUGAAAAAAGAAAAAGGCUUGUGCGGAUGUCCCUCCCCACCCCCAAUACUCACUCAAACAGCUUUUCUUACAAGAAAUGUGAACAUCCACCACAUUUGCGUGUCAGAACAAUGAAACUACGUCAGAUUCCCAUAUGAGGCAAGGUUUAUUUCAGCAGAGCGCAGUGACGAACGUAAAUUAAGCCAAAGCAGAGUUGCUUAAAGCUUGUUUAAAUUAGAUUGCUCACGACUCUUAACCCUUAAAAACCUAAGUGUACAUUUUACUUGUCAGUGUCAGACACAUUAUUUGUUUGUAUUUUGAACACUUUUGUUUACGCUCACCUUUUCCCUGCAGUGUUAUAGUUACACCUACAGUAUAUUUGCCAUUUGUAAAUUUCUAAACAUUGUUUGUUCAAAUCGGAUGCCAAAGCUAAUUUCUUACUGGGUUAUUGUGAGCAAAUGAACCACAUUCUCUUGUCAUUUUUUUGGCAAGAGCACUAACACUGGCAGCAUGAGGUGCACUGGUACAGGGGUGCUCCGACGUGAUAACGGAUAAAGAACUUGUAAAGGAAGUCGAUUUGAUUCUGUGUUUUAAUAACAUCUUUCACAUUCAAUCACAGCAGAAUGUAGACUUGGAAGUACUUUAACAUUUUUUUUUUUUUUUUACAAAAUAGUUUUCUGUUCAUCUUAAGCUCUCAUUCCUUGACUACAUGUUAACUAUAGGCUAUAUCAUUGUUGGUUAGUGUUCGUGGCUGUUGGCCUAAUACUAUGCUUUUGCAAAAAAAAAACAAAAAACAAA